AUGGUGCUGAUGAAUGCUUUCAUCCUGCUACUGCUACAUCUCCACCUAUUCAUCAUCGCAGUUCAUCCCGAACCUGUCACUAAUCAUCCGGAGUCCGCAAUUAUCCCCACAAAUCCACGAUCAAACUCGAAAGUCCAUUUACGCAAGCAUAGCGCCACUUCCCACUACGGUAUUUACGCUGCAAAUCGUUCCAGUUGUCGAUUUAAAGGGCCAAUGAUCCCGUGCGAAUGUCUACUUGAAGUCUCUGAUACCUAUUAUCUGGAAGAGAACGAUGAACGGAUAGCAAUGUUCGCUGUGGGACCCCCGCACAUAGAAAUUCAUGUGCCUUCACAUCAUGAUAUGCUGCAUGAACUAGAUGUGCAAAUUGUACCCAAAUUAUGCGUGAAGGAGAAGUUUACUGUAAAAUUACUGUAUCGACCUGAGCAGCUGCUACCGGAUGAGACGUGGAGUACGGUAGCUACAGAAUCUACUAUUCUUCAUAAUGAGUUGGUGGAUAUUGUGUUUCCAUGCGAGAAUUUUGCAAAUGCUGGAAUCUACAAAAUUGCUUUGGUUAACUCCGUUGGAUACGAAAUAGAGGAUGUGCAAUGGAUUCGGGUGAAUGGAAGUGCGGGAGUUUCACUGGAAUUGAGAAACGAUAGCAUUUUUCCACAUUGUACGAAAGAUUUGGCCGUAAAAUGGAAGACGACACAAUGUGAAGCGGCUCGACUCAGCUAUCGCAUACGAAUUUUGGCCGUUCCCGAGGGCAGCUCUAAUCAUGAGCAUCGUUCACAUUAUAUUGAGGAAGUCGACGUCACUCAUGAGCAAGCCCUUCUCAGCAUUCCUUGCUCACAAUUCGACAUUUACUACGUGAAAUACUGUUUCGAACUGGUUUCCGUAGAAGCCAAAACGUCCGUCUUCCAUCUCUGGCGAACAACAUGCGUAAAUACAGAGCCAGCUGUUGCCGCCAAUGCCACAUGGUCCGGAUGGUCACAAUGGUCGGAAUGUUCGGCGACUUGUGGUGAAUCCACGCAGAAACGAUACCGGUUCUGUGAAAAUCCAGAGCCUAAACGAGCCCCGGAUUGUGUUGGCGAUAUGAUAGAGACAAGGCCAUGUGUGGUACCGGAGUGCCCAGGAAGACUCAAAGCUCAGCCGUUGCUCGCAAAUUGUUCUUGUGGUUGUGUACUCAGUGGAACUUCUGGAUCAUUCUUUGCCACAGCAGCAGAUGCUCAGGUUUGUGCUGGAAACCAAACAUGGUCGAUGCCUGCUCGUCACAAUAAAGCUGUCGCCGAUUUCAAAGUUGUCACUGAUGAAGAAGCUCCUGGAAAAUUGUUCUUUUUCUUAAGAGCUCCAUAUGAGGAGCUGGUUUGGUUUUCUGGCUCGAAUCAAGAUCAGGCAUUCACUUUACGGUUGGAUCGAGCAAUUUUUAUUGUAUUAUGGUACAAAGGGAACAAUUCUGAGAUGGAAAGAAAAGGAUACACGAUUUCUUAUUCAACUAGAGAAAUCACUACCCAAGUGCCGACUCGUACCUCACAAACAUGUCAGCCGCUCUGCCCAGAAACUGUGAUCAUCGUUCUUCUCUGCCUUCUCUUUCUCUUUAUCAUCUUCAUACCUCCAUUCUUCUGUGCUGCCAUGACGAAACGAUUACGAAGGCGAAGCUGUCACGAACGUCCGCUCAUCGAUAAAGUCUAUGAUAAUGAUAUGAUUCGAUCGGGGAAUACCGAAUGUACACAAACAAGUGGAGAAAAGCCGUCGGGAUACACAGCUCAGAGGAGUAUUGGAAUUCAGCUGAGCGUGCAGAGUACACCAAGAUGUGCCCGAACAUUCCUACCCACCGAUUCGCCCACUCCUCAUGGAACGACCAACUCAACCGCAGAUGAGCUGGAAUACGACUAUUACGAUGGCACAACGAUCCCUGGAUCCCUGCUGGCUCCAGUGAAUGACUACUUGAUGUGUGAAAUUGAAAUUGAUCAAAUUAUAGCCCAAUCGUCGUUGUACUCAAAACCGGUCGACACUCAUGACGUUUAUACUCAGCAAAUUUUGGAUGUCGAUGAGAAAAAUCAGCUUGUUUCUCUUAACGCUUGGCUUAGUUACACCUGGCACGACUACAGUCUGGGAUGGGAUCCAGAAAAAUACGAUGGCAUACAGGAUAUUCGUUUUCCUGGUUCAGCUGAUCACAUCUGGAGGCCGGACAUUUUACUGUACAACAGCGCAGCUGAAGACUUUGACUCCACUUUUAAGAGCAAUCUGCUAGUCUAUUCCUCUGGUGAUGUUAACUGGAUACCACCUGGUGUACUGAAAUUCGUUUGUAAGCUGGAUGUCACAUGGUUUCCGUUCGAUGACCAGGUGUGUUACCUAAAAUUUGGCUCAUGGACCUUUCAUGGCUAUGCCUUGGAUUUGGUGAUUGACGCGGAAAGCGAAAAUCUAAAUCACUCAAUGGAUCUAUCAACAUAUGUUGUGAAUGGUGAAUGGACAAUUGUGAGUUCACCAGCUGUUCGAGAAGUUACCUACUACAAAUGUUGUCCGGAACCCUACCCAACUGUCAAAUUCUAUCUGCACUUACGUCGACGCACUUUGUAUUACGGUUUCAAUCUCAUUAUUCCGUCAAUUUUGAUCUGUGUAAUGACCGUGUUUGGAUUCUCAUUGCCACCUGAUGCUGGAGAGAAAAUCACCUUACAAAUGACCAUUCUACUGGCGAUUGUUUUCUUCCUAAGUAUGGUAUCCGAAAUGACUCCGCCUACCUCCGAUGCUGUGCCAUUAAUAGGUGUUUUCUUCUCGUGCUGUAUGCUGGUAAUCUCCGCAUCUGUUGUUUUCACUGUGCUCAUCCUAAAUCUUCACUUCAGAUCACCUGACACCCAUCGGUUCAGCCCAAUGGUUCGACGAGUUUUCCUUGAAUGGUUACCGUGGCUUUUGUGUAUGUCACGACCGGGCUAUACAUUCGUCGGCGGCAAAGCGAUCAUCGAAGAUCCACCUCAACCACGUUUGAAACCUGAACAACUGCACAAAAACCCACUACUAAUGCUGAAUCCAGUCGCUGACGCACAACUCACCUUACUGCAUGCCAUCUAUGCGGAAGUUAAUGAGGUACGAUGA
This is a messenger RNA of Cylicocyclus nassatus, 3069 nucleotides long. The record is from the annotation of a GenBank genome assembly. Lineage: Eukaryota; Metazoa; Nematoda; Chromadorea; Rhabditida; Strongylidae.